GAUUAUAUUCGUGCUUCUGGCCGUACUGGCGAUGGCGCUGUUACCAGCUGCGGCGGAGUGGGAAGCGCUGGCGUUAACUGGGUCGAUACUGGUGACAGUAUGUCUUGGUGCUGGUACACUGAUGGCUACACAUCACGCCCCGUUGCCACUGUUUGCUCUUAUAUUGAUGGUGCACACAAUGAUGCCCAUAGCAAGAUCCAUCGCCCUUGGCCUGGCUGCGGCUCUAACCCUUGCUUACAUGGGUUUGGCGAUCGGUUUAGGACCGGCUGGCCAGGAAGGACAGUUCUAUCAACAGCUUAUUUGUGAACUGGCGUUGCUGUUAUCAGCAAGUGGUAUUGGGCUCUACUAUCGAGCCCUUACCGAGAGAGCCCAUCGGAACACGUUCGCUGGUACAAGAACGUGUCUAGAACAACGUGUGAAACUGGAAUGUGAGAGGGAACAACAAGAGAGCCUUCUACUAUCAGUCAUACCUGCUUACAUCGCUGCUGAGGUAAAACGUUCCAUCAUGCUCAAGAUGGCGGAAUCCUGUGUGGACAGUUCGAAGCAGACACGCUUCCACGAGAUGCAUGUACAACGUCACAAUAACGUCAGCAUCUUGUACGCGGAUAUCGUCAACUUCACACCCCUCUCAGAGAGGUUGAGCGCUUCUGACCUCGUGAAGACUUUGAACGAACUCUUCGGACGAUUUGAUCAAAUUGCUCAGGAAAAUCAAUGCAUGCGAAUCAAAAUCCUCGGAGACUGUUAUUACUGCGUGUCCGGACUUCCCGUUUCGAGGCCCAACCAUGCGUACAACUGCGUCAACAUGGGCCUGCAGAUGAUAGAAGCAAUAAGGUUUGUAAGGGAAGCUACUGGCUUCAACGUUGACAUGAGGAUUGGAAUACAUACCGGUAAUGUGCUGUGUGGGGUUCUUGGUCUACGAAAGUGGCAGUUCGAUGUCUGGAGCGAUGACGUCACACUAGCAAACCACAUGGAAUCUGGUGGUAUUGCUGGUCGCGUCCACAUAACUAAAUCUACAAUGCUCCAACUUGGUGGUAAAUUUGAAGUGGAGCCUGGUGAUGGUGCGUCACGGGAAGGCUACCUGGCUGACCACAAAGUUGAAACGUAUUUGAUUGUACCGCCAAAGAGACUAGGGAUAUCCGAGAAUGGACGUCUAUCAGUUUGCACCGUGGACCGUAAGUCUAGCAUCGUGUCUUCAAUAUACCAGGACGUGUCACCGACAAAGCCCAAAGAGAACAUUAGUCCCUGUCCAUCUCAGCAUAGCUUCGUUGAUCAAGAAGGACCUAAAGUGACGAGGGUCGAGUCGAUGAGGAAUGCUGGAGAUCUUAGCAGAAGAGCAUCAGUUAAGGUAGAUGGACCUAAAACAGUGGCAUUUGAUAACAAUAACGCCGCAAGUCCCGGCGAAGCUCUUGGAAAUGGAGUAGUCGUGAGCAAACCAAAAAGUCGAAGUGGUUCUAUCAUUGGAGCUAUUAGUCCGAUUAUGGGAACAGAACUUGAUACAGAAACUUCACCAGUGCCAAAGGAUAUCGUCCAACCUUUUUAUCUUCGGAUGCUAAGUACUAUGUCGGUGGAGUCUUUAACCACUCCUGGUGUGCCUACAAGAUCUCGACCUUCUAGCAAGAUGACUAAAUACGUCGAGUGUUGGGGCGCUGACAAACCAUUUGCAAAUAUAACUGACUCUACUUUGGCUAAAAAUAUAGGAAUAUCAAGUUUAGCAAUGAUCGAACAACAUUUACUACCACAACGGACUUGCUGUGAUUACAGCAAUAACUCUGAGGGCCUUGGACGGAUAACACUAGGAUUUAAGAACAGAGAACAGGAAAGACAGUAUAGGAAUCAGGCGGACGCACAGUUUAAAUAUUACGUAGCUUGCGCCGCUGCCUUGUUUGUUCUGCUAGCCUUCAUACAGUUGUUGACAGUUCCUAAAAGUGUAAUAAUUUAUGCAUCGUUUGGUCCAACGUUGAUCACACUUCUGGUCUUUGUCUACUUGUCGUGGUCGGACGGACGCGACGGGAUUUUGCUCUCCGAUGUUCCCGACGACUUGUAUGUCGACAACUGCAGUAAGCCAGGACAAGUGGUAGCCAACAACUGUUACAUCAGACUAACAAUGUUUGUGAUCUCCGUACUUCUCAUUAGCACUUGCGCCGUCAUCAAUUUGUUCCAAGCAUACAUUAUCCAAGAAUUUCCGUCUGAAAGCAGAAGUAAUAUUAGCAUUUUGAAUGGGACGGCUAUCACUGAUAUGCCGCUUUAUAUCGACGUCGAUUCUGCUCCUAGCUACCUCUACAGUUCAGUACUAACUCUAGCCUCGAUAUCCGUAUUUCUACGAGCGGGUUUUGUGCUCAAGUUGUUUCUGAUGCUGUUGACGUUAAUAGAACACAUCACUCUGUUUGCAUAUGCGGAACUUUUUAUUAAAUAUCAGAUCCAGGACAUUGAUAACGAGUUUUCGACGCUCCCGUAUGCCGCUAAAGCUGGUCUAGUGCUAGUAUUCCUAGCUUUAUUGUUACAUAUUCUAGACCGGCAGAUAGAGUUCACCUCGAGAACGGACUUCCUGUGGAAAGAUAAGCUGAAGUUCGAACAGGAAGAAGUGGAGACGAUGAGAGGAAUCAAUAAGAUAUUACUGGAAAAUAUUCUACCGGCUCACGUGGCUCAACAUUUUCUGACAUCUGUUGCAUCCAAGGACGAGUUAUACCACGAACGGUACUCUAGUAUUGCUGUGAUGUUCGCCUCCAUCCCCAAUUACAAGGAGUUCUACGACGAAACUGAUGUCAACAAACAGGGACUCGAGUGUUUGAGACUACUGAACGAAAUUAUAUGCGAUUUCGAUAAGCUACUUCUAAAGCCAAAGUUCAGUGGCAUAGAGAAGAUUAAGACCAUCGGCAGCACUUACAUGAUCGCUUCGGGCUUGAGACCUGGGAAAGAGGAACAGAUUGAUGGCAACAGCAAGGAAGAGCACACAGUAGCCAUACUGGUGGAGUUCGCAAUCGCUCUCAUGACUAUACUCGAUCAAAUCAAUCGCGAGUCCUUCCAGAGGUUCAAACUGAGGAUAGGUCUGAGCCACGGUCCCGUGAUAGCCGGAGUGGUGGGUGCGCAGAAGCCACAGUACGAUAUUUGGGGCAACACGGUCAAUGUCGCCUCUCGUAUGGACUCCACGGGCCUCAUGGGCCGGAUACACGUCACCGAGGAUACCGCUAAAGUUCUCAUGAACGCAGGUUACACAUGUGAGUGUCGCGGACCUACGUUUGUCAAGGGCAAAGGAACGUUAAUUACGUAUUUUGUGAAAACGCCAAACAUUGGAGGUGGACUAUGAUGAGAUAAAAUUACUAUAGUUGAAAUUAUUUCUCUUUGUAUUACUUUACUAUGAAAAUUGUAAAUGCUUUAAACUAUCACAAAGCCCUACAUCUUAAGCUUUGUGAAUAUAAAAUAUUUCUGAAUAAAUGUGUUUAAUAAUA
Melitaea cinxia (Glanville fritillary) is the source of this 3446-nucleotide messenger RNA. RefSeq names its product adenylate cyclase type 2-like. Gene Ontology annotation, cellular component: plasma membrane. Lineage: Eukaryota; Metazoa; Arthropoda; Insecta; Lepidoptera; Nymphalidae. The transcript has 24 exons. The coding region runs from base 32 to 3304 and encodes 1090 amino acids. Gene Ontology annotation, molecular function: adenylate cyclase activity. Gene Ontology annotation, biological process: intracellular signal transduction; cAMP biosynthetic process; adenylate cyclase-inhibiting G protein-coupled receptor signaling pathway. The record is from RefSeq and is a predicted model, not a curated record.